Molecule: messenger RNA, 2085 nt
Organism: Fundulus heteroclitus (mummichog)
Lineage: Eukaryota; Metazoa; Chordata; Actinopteri; Cyprinodontiformes; Fundulidae
Product: mitogen-activated protein kinase kinase kinase 7
Exons: 14
Coding region: 135-1580 (481 amino acids)
Biological process (GO): positive regulation of canonical NF-kappaB signal transduction; protein phosphorylation; JNK cascade
Molecular function (GO): magnesium ion binding; MAP kinase kinase kinase activity; ATP binding
Source: RefSeq, a predicted model, not a curated record
UUCAUGAGCACUCGGAUUUUAAGGACUCGGGCUGCAGAACUCCACUUCCUCAAACUGCAGACAGUUUGUUUUGGUUCCUUGGAUCUGCAAGGGGUGCAGCUCUUGGGCUCCGGUCCGGCCGAAGGGGGGAGACCAUGGUGUUUGAGGACAUCAAGUUCAACGAUAUCCUGUUUGAGGCGUCUGUCGGCAGAGGAACAUUUGGAGUGGUCUUCAAAGCUGUGUGGAGAGGAAAAGAUGUGGCCAUCAAGACCAUCGAGAGCGACGCAGAGAGGAACGCCUUUCUGGUGGAGCUCCGCCAGCUGUCCCGCGUCAGCCAUCCCAACAUAGUGAAGUUGUAUGGCUCCUGUCAAGACCCGGUGUGUCUGGUGAUGGAGUACGCAGAGUGUGGCUCUUUAUACAACCUCCUUCACAGCGCCGACCCGCUGCCUCACUACACAGCCGCCCACGCCAUGAGCUGGUGUCUGCAGUGCGCGCACGGCGUCGCCUACCUGCACGCCAUGAAGCCUAAAGCUCUGAUCCACAGAGACCUCAAACCGCCAAAUCUGUUGCUUGUAGCUCGCGGAACGGUGCUGAAGAUCUGCGACUUCGGGACAGCUUGUGACAUUCAGACCUACAUGACCAACAACAAAGGCAGUGCAGCCUGGAUGGCUCCGGAGGUGUUUGAAGGGAGCAACUACAGCGAGAAGUGCGACGUGUUCAGCUGGAGCAUCAUCCUGUGGGAGGUCAUCACUCGCAGGAAGCCCUUUGAGGAGAUCGGCGGCUCGGCGUUCUGCAUCAUGUGGGCUGUGCACAGAGGCACUCGUCCACCUCUGAUCAAAGACCUCCCUGAACCCAUCGAGACCCUAAUGACCCGCUGCUGGGACAAAGAGCCCAGCCAGAGACCGUCUAUGAGCGAGGUCCAGGACACCAUGAGCAGCUUGAUGAAGUAUUUCCCAGGCUCUGAUGAACCCCUCGAUCUUCCUCACCACCCUUCAUCCACCAGAAGUGACCCCUCUUCAGCAUCAAGCACAGACUCUUGUGCCGAGGGAACCCUUAACAGUAAUCGCAGCGACGACACCAGACACGCACCUGGAGCUGAUGGUGAGGAGACUCCGCCGAACUCUGAGAACAGAACCCCGCUGCAGGUCAGAACCCCUAAGACUCCUUUAUGGUGGUCCGCUAUGUCCAGGGCCUCCAGCUUGGAGAAUCAAAGCCCCGCCUACGUCGGCCCUAGCAGGGAGUCAGUGCCUUCAGGUCCUGAGGAGGACAGUCCGGUUCCCUCGGUGUACCUGAAACUGGAUCACCACUUACAGCCUCUGGCUCCUUGUCCCAACUCCCGGGAGUCCAUGGCUGUUUUUGAGGAGCACAUCCGAAUGGCUCAGGAGUAUCUGAGAGUCCAGUCCGAGAUCGCUCACCUGCUGAACAGAAAAGAGGAGCUCGUUGUGGAGCUGGAGCAGGAGCAGAAGGAGCAGCAGACCUCCUCCCGUCUCGUGCAGGAACACAGCAAGCUGCUGGAGGACAACAGCAGCUUGGUGACCGUCUGCCAGGACCUGAGGAGCAAGCUGAGUCUGAUCCAGAGUCAGAACCAGCCCUACAGCUGAGACUGAGAACCCCUGCACGAUGCUGCUUCUCAUUCUGCUCCAUGAACUUCUGUCAGAUGUAACAUAUUAGGGCCACAUCAUCCUGGACCUGUUUUUUUUUUUUGUUGCUCACUGCUUCAUAUACCAAACCUAGCAGUCUGUAACGGAGCCGAUCCGGAGUGAAACGGAUCCUGAGGUGAAGCGCUGACAUUCACGGUGAGGUCUGAGGCACUGAUGUCACUGUCAGCCCUCCUCGCUCAGCAAAAAGAUAAACCUUCAGAUGAGCUAAAGAACCGCAGAGUGAAAACCAGAAGACAUGUGAGCACUGAUUUUACUAAAGUUCCCCCCACUGAACUGCUUAGAUUAUCUACUUUGACCUUUCUAUUUUUAUACUCUGAACUUUUUACGACACUAAAAACUGACUGCUUUGAGUGAGCCGAUGAAAGACGAAAAAAAAAAGAACGUUUUCCGUUACCGAAUGUUUAACAAUUGACGUUGUGAAAUAAAUUUUAUGCACCAAACUGUU